CCCGGCAAACAAACAUAUGCGAACAUGCCGUUGAAAGACAAGAAUCAGAGCGAUGAGGAGAAAAUCUUGAAUCCGGACCGUGAAAUUUCUGAAUUUGGACAGUCUAAAUCGCAUGGACACUCUGUUCGGCUCAUCGUACGAAAUGUACUUGUUCUCGCUGCGGUUCUGCAUGUCUUGUCAUACUUCACAUGGCCUCUGAAAGUCAGAAAUACCUUGACGUAUGAAGAACGAGCAUUGAAAAUCCUCUCUGAAAAUCCUCUCAUAGAUGGACAUAAUGAUCUCCUUAUCCUUCUUAGAGGCAGGUAUCAAAACCAUAUCUAUGGUGCAGCGUUCAAAGAUUCCUUUGAGAACGGUGGCUUAGAGGGACAUGUCGACAUUCCACGCAUUAGGAAAGGAAGGUAUGGAGGCGCUUUCUGGAGCGCUUUCAUGCCUUGCCCAAGAAACGUCACCAACUACGACGACGCGAAUUAUGCCUGGACUACGAAAGCGACGCUGGAGCAGAUUGAUACAUUUAAUCGACUUUCCGCAAUGUAUCCAGAGCUCUUCACGUUAGCCCCAAAUGCUGCUGCGGCCGAGAAGGCAUUCAAUGAAGGCAAGCUAAUAUCUCCCAUCAUUAUCGAAGGACUACACCAGAUUGGCAAUUCAGUGUCGUUUUUACGCUUGUAUCACCGACUAGGCGUUCGAUAUGCUACACUGACGUGGAACUGCCACAAUAAGUACGCGGAUGCUGCUUUAAUAACAGACCUGGAGGCCGGGAGGACCACAGCAAGCACGCCGUACUGGAAUGGGCUAAGUCCGGCAGGGAUUCAACUCAUCAAGGAAAUGAACAGACUUGGAAUGAUCGUGGAUCUUGCCCACGUAUCGAAAGACACAAUGAUCGAUGUUCUCGGAGGAAAUCCUGAGAAGACAAACGGGUCGCUUGCGCCGCCCAUCUUCAGUCACUCCAGCGCGUACAGUGUUUGCCCGCAUCCACGCAACGUCCAAGACGACGUGCUCGAUCUGGUGAAGAAGCGCAAUUCACUGGUCAUGGUCAACUUCUCGCCCGACUUUGUGGCGUGCAAGGCUUCGAACUCGAGCGACGGCCUUCCCACCGCCGAUCCGGAAAACGCGACGCUCGAUCAGGUCGUCAAGCACAUCAUGCACAUCGGUGAACGCAUUGGCUACGAUCAUGUGGGCAUCGGCACGGAUUACGACGGCAUUGAGAGCACACCCAAGGGGCUCGAGGACGUUUCAAAGUUUCCUGAUCUGGUGGCGGCCCUGCUCAGGGCUGGAGUAAGCGACAGCGAUGCGGCGAAAGUUGUCGGCUGGAACAUGCUGCGUGUUUGGCAUGAAGUUGAUCGUGUUGCCCACCAGCUGCGCGACACCCUGCCCUUGGAGGACGACAUAGUACCGUGGCUACAGUCGGCUGUCGACGCGAAUAAAUCAGAGCUCUAGAUAGGCGGUAGUGUCAAAAAUGCUCGUGGAUUGCUCCGACUCUACGUUUUUGUAAUUCCAAUCUUUGAUUCUGAUUCACGCCAGGUGGAGCUUAUCUAGCUACGUCGUGGGAAUCAGCGCUACAGACUAGUCUUUAAGCUAAUUUGUACAAUGCAAAGGCCUAGGAGAACUUGGUAUCCUUGUCCGCAACGGGGAAGUCCUUGCCGGUCGUGUCCUUAUACUUCGCGCGGAUGAAGUCAGAGAUCUGCUCAUCCUUAGCCUGCUCGAUCGCGCUCUCAUUGUCCUGCGGGCCCUGGCCUAGGAACUUCUCUUGGACGAAGUCGACGCCCCUGGUUAUUGGUAUUAGUACCAUGGAGUUAUUUGGCCACGGGAUUAUGCCAACAUACUUGUCGAGCAUGUCCUCAUUCUUCUCGCUCUCCCUUCCGCCGCCUGCGGCAGAGUUGAGCUUGUCGCCAAGGCCGCCUAGGAAGCCACCUCCGCUGUUCCCGCUUUGAGCGUUCUGCUCACCAACUGGCGCAUUUGCCUUUUGGCCCUCAGAGAACUUGGAUGCUGCGUCUUUGAGGAAAUCCAUGACUGUUUAAGAAAUGGGAGGGAGACGUGGUGAUCCGCUAGUCGGAGGCUUUUCCUCAGCGCGACGAUCGGGGAUCCAGGCUCAAGAACGACUUUUGGUUUUGAGCUGGCAAAAACAAACUUGGACGCACGUGUGAUUUCAAGGUCAGGCUGCUGUGCAGAGGGUUGAUACGAAGGGAAGAGGGUUGUCUACGGCGAGGUAUUUAUGAACGCUGAUAGAUAGCAAUCUACCCCACCACCAAG
Molecule: messenger RNA, 2247 nt
Organism: Verruconis gallopava
Lineage: Eukaryota; Fungi; Ascomycota; Dothideomycetes; Venturiales; Sympoventuriaceae
Exons: 2
Coding region: 25-1434 (469 amino acids)
Biological process (GO): proteolysis
Molecular function (GO): metallodipeptidase activity
Source: RefSeq, a predicted model, not a curated record